CGGGGCGUAGCCGGGGCUGGGCUGCGCGCGCCUCCGGAGCGGCGGCGGUGGCGGGUGAAGAGGUCGCUGCUGGCGGGGCUGCGUGAGGCCUCGGGAGCGGCCGCAGGGUUCUAGUUGCUGCGCAAGCGACAGGUUCGCGGCUCGCGCGGGUGCGGUGGACGAGGACGGCAAAAAGGAGCAGCACCUGGAGCCGGGGCAUAGCCCACGACCAGGCGGCGGCGCUGCCGCUGCGGGUCUCGGGCGCGGGUUGGACGGCUGGAGCCAGAUAUGAAUUUGGACUUGCUUUUAUGAAGAAAUGUCUCGUAUCUUUACUGGCCCAAGAACAAACAUGUCCAGACUACUGCCACCUUAGGGGACCAAGACUUGUUGACAGCACUUCCCAGGCAUCAGGCGUGGUCUGAUCCAGGAACAGGAAGCACACCAUCACCAAUGACAUCAUGACAGCAAGAGAGCACAGCCCUCGCCAUGGCGCCAGGGCCCGUGCGAUGCAGCGGGCUUCCACUAUUGAUGUGGCCUCUGAUAUGCUUGGUCUCUCCCUGGCAGGAAAUAUACAAGAUCCAGAUGAGCCCAUUUUAGAAUUCAGCUUAGCCUGCAGUGAGUUGCACACUCCAUCGCUAGAUCGAAAACCAAAUAGUUUUGUAGCAGUGAGUGUAACCACCCCUCCUCAGGCAUUCUGGACGAAGCAUGCACAGACAGAGAUCAUUGAGGGAACCAACAAUCCUAUAUUUCUAAGCAGUAUUGCCUUCUUUCAAGACUCUCUUAUCAAUCAGAUGACACAAAUCAAACUCUCCGUGUAUGAUGUCAAAGAUAGAUCUCAGGGAACAAUGUAUUUACUGGGCUCUGGAACAUUCAUUGUCAAAGACUUGCUCCAGGACAGACAUCAUAGAUUGCACUUAACACUAAGGUCUGCAGAGAGUGAUCGAGUGGGUAACAUCACUGUGAUUGGCUGGCAGAUGGAGGAGAAGUCAGACCAGCGGCCCCCUGUGACCCGGUCUCUGGAUACUGUCAAUGGCAGGAUGGUUCUGCCUGUUGAUGAGAGCUUAACUGAGGCAUUAGGAAUCCGAUCCAAAUAUGCUUCGCUGCGAAAAGACACUUUGCUGAAAUCAGUGUUCGGUGGCGCCAUCUGCCGCAUGUACCGGUUUCCAACCACUGAUGGCAACCACCUGCGAAUCCUGGAGCAGAUGGCAGAAAGCGUCCUCUCUCUGCACGUACCCCGGCAGUUCGUAAAACUCCUUUUGGAAGAAGAUGCUGCCAGAGUAUGUGAACUGGAGGAGUUGGGGGAGCUGUCCCCUUGCUGGGAGAGCCUCCGGCGUCAGAUCGUCACUCAGUACCAGACUAUCAUUCUCACAUACCAGGAGAACCUGACUGACCUCCAUCAGUACAAAGGUCCGUCAUUUAAAGCAAGCAGUUUGAAAGCAGAUAAAAAAUUAGAAUUUGUUCCCACAAAUUUGCACAUACAAAGGAUGAGAGUUCAAGAUGAUGGAGGAUCAGAUCAGAACUAUGAUGUUGUCACCAUUGGAGCACCAGCGGCACACUGUCAAGGCUUUAAAUCAGGAGGCCUCCGCAAAAAACUGCACAAAUUUGAGGAGACCAAGAAACACAGUUUUGAGGAAUGUUGUACAUCUUCUGGCUGUCAGUCUAUAAUCUACAUACCACAGGACAUCAUCAGAGCCAAGGAGAUCAUUGCUCAGAUCAACACUCUGAAAACCCAAGUGAGUUACUAUGCGGAGCGGCUCUCAAGGGCAGCCAAGGACAGGUCUGCCACUGGUCUGGAAAGAACACUUGCCAUUUUGGCAGACAAGACCCGGCAGCUGGUUACAGUCUGUGACUGUAAGCUGCUCGCCAACUCCAUCCAUGGGCUGAAUGCAGCACGGCCUGACUACAUUGCUUCCAAGGCAUCUCCCACCUCGACUGAGGAGGAGCAGGUCAUGCUUCGAAAUGACCAGGACACCCUCAUGGCCAGGUGGACGGGCAGGAAUAGCCGGUCUUCUCUGCAGGUGGACUGGCAUGAAGAGGAAUGGGAGAAAGUAUGGCUGAAUGUUGACAAGAGCCUGGAGUGCAUCAUACAACGUGUGGACAAGCUGCUGCAGAAGGAGCGCCUGCAUGGUGAUAGCUGUGAGGAUGUCUUCCCCCCAAUUGGCAGCUGCACAAGCAAGAAAGGUAACCGAGACAGCCACGCCUACUGGAUCCGACCAGAGGACUCCUUCGAUGCUCUCCCCUCACCAUGCCCCUGCACCAUGCCCGCUACUGCAUGCCAUCCUCACCCAUCCACACAUUGCAGCCCCCCUCCUGAAGAGUCCAGCCCAGGUGAAUGGAGUGAGGCUCUCUACCCAUUGCUGACCACCCUCACAGACUGCGUGGCCAUGAUGAGUGACAAGGCCAAGAAGGCAAUGGUGUUUCUGCUCAUGCAGGACAGUGCUCCCACCAUAGCCACGUACCUGAGCCUGCAGUACCGCCGUGACGUGGUCUUCUGCCAAACCCUGACUGCUCUCAUCUGUGGCUUCAUCAUCAAGCUGCGGAACUGCCUGCACGAUGACGGCUUCCUGCGGCAGCUCUACACCAUUGGCCUGCUCGCCCAGUUCGAGAGCCUGCUGAGCACCUACGGUGAGGAGUUGGCCAUGCUGGAGGAUAUGAGCCUUGGAAUAAUGGACUUGAGGAAUGUAACCUUUAAGGUCACUCAGGCCACUUCUAAUGCCUCCAACGACAUGCUGCCUGUCAUCACAGGAAAUCGAGAUGGGUUUAAUGUGAGGAUCCCUCUGCCUGGCUCCUUAUUUGACUCCCUGCCUCGGGAGAUCCAGAGUGGCAUGCUGCUGCGGGUGCAGCCAGUCCUCUUCAACGUGGGUAUCAACGAGCAGCAGACGCUGGCUGAGAGGUUUGGUGAUACAUCUUUACAAGAAGUUAUCAACGUGGAGAGUUUGGUGCGGUUAAAUUCCUACUUUGAGCAGUUCAAGGAAGUUUUGCCUGAGGAUUGCCUACCUCGGUCUCGGAGCCAGACAUGCCUGCCAGAGCUGCUGCGGUUUCUGGGUCAGAAUGUGCAUGCCAGGAAGAAUAAGAAUGUGGACAUUCUCUGGCAAGCUGCUGAGAUCUGCCGCCGCCUUAAUGGAGUUCGGUUCACAAGCUGCAAGAGUGCUAAGGACCGCACUGCAAUGUCAGUGACACUGGAGCAGUGCCUGAUCCUGCAGCACGAGCAUGGCAUGGCCCCACAGGUGUUCACCCAGGCCCUGGAGUGCAUGCGCAGCAGGUGUGUUUGCAGAAUGAAACCCAGGACUAAACUCUGUCUCCUGUUGAUAAAUGCCUUGUUUCAAGCACUGCUGGGGAGCGCCUUACCUCACAUACCAAAAGAAAGGAUAAGAAACCUGCUUUCCCUGUCUCCUUCAAUGUAGUCACCAAUGCUGUUAAAGUCUCGUUUCCAAUAGUCACUUCUACUGAAUGUUCUGUAUCAUUUGUCCUCUCACCAAAUUCUUUAGAUUGUUCAAUUCUCUUAUCCUUUCUGUAUGUUUCUGCUGUUUUGACCUUCUCACACUAAUGCAUAAGAGGGAUGCCUGAGCUCCUGCCUCUUGAAAAUAUUUUGUAAAAAUAUAUUUGGUUUGUCCUUGUUUUGUCUUAAACUUAUUUGUUACCUUAUAAUAUUGGGUUGCAUCAUGACCUUUCUGACAACCCAAUAAUAGGACCACCUACUAAUUCACUUCUAAAAAUUUAUCUCCCUCCCUGCCCAUAAUCUCAUGAGAGCCAUGGGGACUCAACCCUCUACCCCAGAGCACUCAUGACUAAGGGUCUGUCCUCCCUGAGUCUUGGUGCUCUUCAAGCUCUGUCCCUGGUGCUAUAUGUGUGGCAAAGCCUAGGCUUCAAGUGACAACUCUACCUGGUUAGCUCUGAGGAGAUGGGAGGAGCUGCUCCAUCAGUAAGAUAAAAGAGAAAGAGUGUGUGAGGUCCUUGAUGUUGUUGCAGCAAAUCCUGGGACCAGGUCCAUUGAAUGACCAAGCACUGUGCUAGGUGUGGAGCUGAUGAGGAGACCUUUUUCUCAAUGUCAUGAACAAUUCAGUGAAAGAAACAAUUCAUUCUGAUAUAAGCACAGAAGCCUCAGGAGACCAGGGAAGAGAUGACUCCUUUGAGACACAGGCUGAGGCGCCGCAUACUGUGCAGCCCCGACUGCUGCCCUCUGGCCUCCAUGGGGUUGUGCAUACAGCAUCGUACACACUCUAGAAAUUAAACCACAUACAUUACUUUUUACAACUUUUACCACAUAAGUAAUUGAUAAUCCUUAUAGGAACACUAGAAAAGGUAGGUUAAUUCUUUCAUCAGUGUUUGCACAUAUAUAACUCCCAUAAACAUUUCCUUAAGAAAAAUAAUAGCAUUACUUCUUCAUACAUAAUUUUAUAAAUCUUUAACUUGCAUACUUUAUUUAUUUACUAUUUUUUUUAUAUAGAGACAGGCAAAGAGGAAGCAAGAGAGAGUUAAAGAGACCACAGCACCAUAGCUUCUUUCAGUUCAAUGUAGGCUUGAACCUGGGUCUUGCACAUGAUAAAGUGGACAUUAUACAGUGAGCUUAUUUUACCAGCCCUCUAAUUUAAAAUAUAUAUAUAUAUGUUCAAGCCCCUGGCCCCCCACCUGCAGGGGAGUUGAUUCACAAGUGGUGAAGCAGGUCUGCAGGUGUCUUAUCUUUCUCUCCCCCUCUCUGUCUUCCCCAUCUCUAUUGAUUUCUCUUUGUCCUAUCCAACAACGACAUCAAUAACAACAAUAAUAACUACAACAAUAAAACAACAAGGGCGACAAAAGGGGAUAAAUAAAUAUAAAAAAAUUAAGAAUGCAAUAAAUGUCCUUAUUUAUCCUCCCUUCAACGUUUGCCCUAUUUGAUGCCUUAAGUUUCUAACUUCUGCCUUUGUGAGACUUUUCAAUACAAAUUAACAAUUGCCCCACAUUAGUCACCUAGGUGUGUGUGUGCACGCACACACACACACACGCACACACACACACACACACACACACACACACACACACACACGGUCAUAAGUGCUUGCUCAUCUGCCCUCUGGUGUUCUCUUCUCUGUCACUAUUCUGAAUGCUUCUGGGUUUGUAAAGUUGGAGUUGAUCUCCUAGUUUGUAGAUGAGGCCUUGAUAAGGGAAGGACCUUUCUCGUGGGAACAAGACUUCCCUAGGCCUCUCUCUCUGCUCCCUAAUGUGUCUUUUUAAAGUUUCUAAUUUGUGGUUUUCUGGAUUCUUAAAUACUGCCACAGAAAGCCUAUAAUAUCUUAAUAAUUAAGAGGUUAGUAAAUAAAACAAAACUUCAUUUUAUUUCACCUCCAUCCACCCUAGUCUUUGUAAUUCCAGCCCUGGGUGCCAUGCUUGUUGCUGCCUUGGCUACCAGCCCUGCAGCUCUCAGGCACCAGCCACAUGUAUAUGUUUGUUUGUUUGUUUGUUUGUUUAUUACCAGAGCACUGCUCAUCUCUGGCUUAUGGUGGUGCAGAGGAUUGAACCUGGAACCUCAGAGCAUCAGGCAUGAGAAUCUGUUUGCAUAACCACUAUGCUGUCUCCCCCACUCCACAAGUAUAUGUUUUAAGGUGAUCCUGAUGCACCUGACUUCCAUGUUUAUUGAAUUGCCCCAUGUGAGGAAGGCCAGUAUCUGAUUACUAACUAUAAGUCCAAGGUGACUGGGUCACUAGCCAGUUUAUCUGACUGCAGUUGUGGCCAGGAUGGACCUGCUGUUUGGCCGAGAGCCUAAGGAGACAGCAGUAAAUACUGGCUAUUUCCUUGAGUGGAGGAAUGCAUCUUGGUUCUCUUGCUUUCUCGAUUGCUUUCUAUCAGAUAGAAGAAAAAAGCAUGCAAGCAAGUGGGUGGGGUUGGAGGAGAGGUGAGAUGGGGGACAGAGGAAAAGCUGACUCCCAGGCUCUAUCUUCUAGAAGCCCAGUGUGAGCAGUGGCCAGUGCUAUGCUAGCAAAUAUUUAAUAGCUCUCUCUAAAAAACAAACAAAACAAAAAAACCAACCUGAUCUCUUGUGUUUGCCAAUUCCUUUGACAUAAAUAUUACCACUGGGAGUUACCCAUUUUACCCAUUUCACAUUACCAGUUUGGCACUGUGGAACAUGGAGUUGGGAAGAGAGAUACACACUUGUUUUGUGAACCAUCUAAACCAGUUCCAGCUGACCUGGUAUUCCUGUGUCCCCAAUUUGAGGGGUGAUAUUUCCACAGAGUGAGCCUUCAAGAAGUAGCUUUAGUGACCCACCCAGCUGCCCUUGAUGGGAAUGUGGCCAUCACUCAAUGCUCAUAGCUGCCAUCUCACUUCAGUAUAGUUUUUCUGUAACCCCAUAAGGGGAAGGAGAACCCACCAUUUCCAAGGUGACCAUGGUUGACCAUGGGGAUCUCCUUGUAAAACAAUAACUUUUGAAUAGUUGGAAACACCAGGAACUCAUGCCUGGCCACUGCUUAACCUGAAAGCCAAGGCAAGUCUAACAGGGACUGCCUUUGGUUAAUAGUCAAGGUAAAUGGUUCUUAUCUGAAUGGUUGACCAAGAGGCAACUUUGGCAAGAUCAGUUGCACCACCCCUCUGCUCAGGCAUCUGUGAGAAGGUCAACUCCCUCACCCCAAUGGUUCUUCAUGUUCAGCUUGCUUUUCUGAAAUCCAUGUCUUUGCAGCAUGUGAGAGCAUGGCAGGGCAGCAUGGAGUUGUGCUUAGCCAGCCGUGACAGUGAACAUGGAAAACCAUUUAGUCAACCUACAUGUGUUUGUUUUCAAUAGACAACAGUAUUUUUCCUUAUUUUCACUUCUCUUUUUCUCCUUUUUUUCUUGUAACUGUGCUAUCUUUGUCUUGGUAUUCCUUUCUCUCAUUUGUUUAUUUAUUUAUUUACUCAUUUAUUUAUUUUGCAAGUCAUCUUUUCUUUCUGUUAUGGCUUCCUCCAUUUUUUAAAUCUUAUCUUUUGGUUCUUUCCCUUUUAUUCUGUACUUUUGAUAAAACCCAUUGCAUGUGUCUCUUUUUCUCUUUAUUUGCUCUCCCUUUUUCAUUUCCCUUUUCCCAAACUUUUUCCUU
Erinaceus europaeus (western European hedgehog) is the source of this 7019-nucleotide messenger RNA. RefSeq names its product inositol polyphosphate-4-phosphatase type I A (gene INPP4A). NCBI's taxonomy places the organism in Eukaryota, Metazoa, Chordata, Mammalia, Eulipotyphla, Erinaceidae. The transcript is spliced from 26 exons. The record is from RefSeq and is a predicted model, not a curated record. Gene Ontology annotation, molecular function: phosphatidylinositol-3,4-bisphosphate 4-phosphatase activity. Bases 438 to 3383 code for a protein of 981 amino acids. Gene Ontology annotation, cellular component: cytoplasm.